This is a messenger RNA of Triticum dicoccoides, 991 nucleotides long. RefSeq lists its product as uncharacterized. The record is from RefSeq and is a predicted model, not a curated record. The transcript is spliced from 2 exons. Lineage: Eukaryota; Viridiplantae; Streptophyta; Magnoliopsida; Poales; Poaceae. Bases 14 to 970 code for a protein of 318 amino acids.
UUGCUAUGGCCCCAUGGACCCCGUGUCCAACAUAAUUCUCAAUGCCAUAUGGUAUGACAGUGCAUGCCCUCUGCUGGAGAUAGAUGCUGUGGCUGAGCCGGACAUUCUUGACACCCGAUCUAUGCUUCGCAUGGUGGUCCGCUCCCUCGAUAGCCUUGUUGCCAUGGUCUGCACAGCCACCGGUUUUUCGGACCACAUGGCCGUGGAAUACCUUUGCCACAAGCAAUGUGACCUAUCUAAGGUUUUACAGACGGCAACGAAGGAGGUGUGCUAUAAUGCCUAUGUUUCUGCUGGUCAAGCUGGAAGGCACCCCAAACAUUUGGAGCUUGCAACAUUUCUUAUGUCCAUGGCUGAUAAUGUCCCUAAAGAUAGCCUGCUGACCCAUGAAGCAAUGGGGAAAGGCCAUGUCAUUUCUGAUGCAGCUCUGGAGCAAGUGUACAAAAUAAUGGAGGAUCAAAGCUCAUCCACUGCACCAUCAGAUGAUCACCCUAGGCUAUGCCCAUCGGCCUGGAUGACCCUGGCAUCAAGGAAGGGAGAAUACGUGCAGAAGCAGAACUUCCUUGGUCAAGCCUUGGAACAAUUGCUGCUUGAUUACUCGAAUCAGCAUCCUUGGGAACCUGUUCCGAGGCUAGAUGUCAUAUGUGGUGUGAAGAAACAGGACCGCGGGCAUCCAAAGUUCUAUCAUGCCAAUUUCUUGGUGCAUUAUGACGAUGUUUCUUCAGCGCGUGUGCUCUUCUUCGCUGAAGUGUGGCAGUCGAGCUUUCGGGCCAAACAAAUUAGAUCGAAACCUAACACAUCUGUGAAUCUGGUUACUCGACCGUGCACUAGAUACAGUCGCCGAGUUGAAUCUAGUGCACAAUUCAUCAAGGUUUACAGUAAAUCUAGUCGGAAGGAAGCGAAAACAUCAUUUUGUUGUCCACUGCCUUAUUACAGUCCGGACCAUCCAUACCUUGGUAAAUGCAUUCUAUGAACUUACCGGAAUAUUUAGAUU